AUGCAGUCAAAGCAACACGGCCUAGGAACACCUUCAGCUGACGCCUACAUACCCGCUGAGUCAGCACCAGCGGAAGAGCCCGAGGAGGUGCGCAUCCUGCGAGCGGAAGUGCAGCUGCUAAAAGGCGGACUGGCGCGCGCAAGAGAACGCGAAGCAGCCGCGCUGCACCAGCUGCAAGAAGUCGCCGCCGCGGCGAAUGCCAAGCUGGCAGCGGCCAACGCUGAGGUGGCGUCGGUGCGUGCUGAGCUGUCAGCGGCGAACGCGAGGGCGAAUGCGGUGCGAAGGGAGAAAGACGCGGCGAUGAUGGCGGCAGAUAGACGGAUAGACGCUUUGCAGAGGGAGCUAUCAGUGCUGAUGGAAGAGAGGGAGGAGGCGGCUGAAGUGGCGGUGGCGGGACGGGAGAGUUUAGACAGGGCGGAGGAGUAUUUAAAAGCACUGGAUAUAGCAAAAGUUGAGGUUAAGAAGCUUAGACUUGAAAGGGAUAUUUUGAUGGAGAAGAAUAGAUUGCUGGAGGAGGAGAAGAAUAAAAGGCUCGUCGACACCCUUCGCCGAACCUACGGCCUCGCUCCGGACGCAGAGAUCUGCAUGGAGGCCGACCCUGGCACGUUUGACGAGGCUCGGCUCCGAGCCUGGGUGGAAGGCUCGGGAGUGACGAGGCUGAGUGUGGGAUGCCAGGCGUUUGACGAAACUCUGCUGAAGGCGUGUGGGAGAUCUCAUUCGCUUGCUGACGUGUACGAUGCUGUUGAUGCGGUGAAACGCGUGGGACUGGAGAAUUGGAGCCUGGAUUUGAUUUCGGGACUGCCAUGUCAGACCCUCGACAGCUGGCACCACUCCCUCUCCGAAGUCAUCCGCCUGGGCCCCAGCCACGUGUCAGUCUAUGAUUUGCAGGUGGAGCAAGGCACAGCCUUUGGCCGAUGGUAUUCACCCGGCCGCUCCCCCCUCCCCGCCGACGAUCUUUCCGCUGACAUGUACCGGGAAGCUUCCAGGCAGCUUCGUGCAGUGGGGUAUGUUCAUUACGAGGUUAGCAACUACGCCAAACCUGGCUUCCAGUCUCGGCAUAACCGAACCUACUGGACGAAUUUCCCGUACCUGGGAUUCGGGCUCGGCGCGGCCAGCUAUGUCGCUCGGAAGAGGUUCGUUCGGCCCCGAACCUGGGAUGGGUACGGGGAGUGGGUCGGCAAGUACGAAGCUAGCAACGGAGUGAUUGAUUGGCCGGAGGAUUCCAGAGAAGAGGAGCUGCUAGAUACGGUCAUGCUCGGGCUCAGGCUCGGGGAAGGCUUGGGAAUGCCAGAGCUGGCGGGUAGGUUUGGCGGGGAGGCAGCAGUGGCGGUGGGGAAAGCGCUGCUGAAAUUUGUCGAGGCAGGAUUGGUGGAAAUAGUGCAAGUUCUGUCUGAUGGAAGGAUGGAGGUUGUGGGAAGAGAGAAGAAAUACUUGAGAGCAUUGGAGCAGCAGUGGGAUGUGAUGGCUGCUCGAGAGAAGGGGGGUGUCGGGAUUGUGGGAGAUGGUGUGAAGGGGGGUGUGGUGGAAGGCCCUACUGCAAGACGGGGGAGUGAGGGUGGUGAGGGUGCUGGUGGUAGGCAGCAUGUCAGGUGGCCAGACCUUAGAAUGCGGCUGACUGAUCCGGAGGGGUUUCUGGUAUCAAAUGAUGUUAUCUCAAGUGUGUUUGAAGCGGUUGGCUGA
Closterium sp. Naga37s-1 is the source of this 1680-nucleotide messenger RNA. Lineage: Eukaryota; Viridiplantae; Streptophyta; Zygnematophyceae; Desmidiales; Closteriaceae. The record is from the annotation of a GenBank genome assembly.